AUGGCUUCAACAGAAGCGCCACCUCGCGCACAUGACCGACAUGGGCGACGCCGACCUUUCACAACCUGGAUGCGACGUCUCGCAAACCUCAAAUCCCUCCACGUCGAUUCGAAUGAUACCAACACCAGUCCACGCCGCUCCAACCUCCCUACGAGCAGCAAGUCCAAGAAGGGCAAUAUUGCAAAGAACAAUCCCUACCCUCUCUCAUCGCGAACCGAGUCUCAACACAAUGGGCACCUAUCGUUCUCUACUCACUUAUCCUCGCAAUGCUCUCGACACAGCUCCCUCUCCCAAAGCAAACACUCAGUGUCCAUCUCCCACGAGAGCCAAACAGGCAAUAAAUCAAGAGCGCCCACGCUGGCCACACAAGCAGAAACCGCUCUGUCCGAACUCGCCCCCUCCGGCGCAGGCACAAGCGCGACGGCGCCACGUACCGAUGGUGGCCGCGACAGCACAUUCUCCUCUCCCGCCCCGUCCAUACGCUCCAUGGCCACGACCCUUACGACGGUCCAGUCCUUAGCUGCUACCACGCACAACAAUAAUACCCACAACCCCCAUACACUCAGCCACACGCCCUCACACUACAGUGGCCAGCCCGCCACCGCUGUACCUGCGCACCUUGCCCCCCACAACGGCCCAACGACCUAUCAGUCUGCGACGGCGAAUAACAUGCUCACGGACGACGCGUCGAUCUUGACGCUCGCUAGUUCAUCGAAGCGCCGCCGUCGCAACUCCGUCGAUACGAACGCUAGCAUGAAAGCGCUUGCUCCGGCGAGCAUGUUCGGAGGCAGUCGCGAGAGCUUACCCUUGUCCGUCCUAUCCGGCACAGCGAUUCAUCCCGGGGCGGAUAACGCGUCCCUGCGCGAAGGCUCCGCAUAUCCACGGUCGGCUUUGAACGCGGAGCGGGCGAGUUUGAUCAGCGCGUCCGGCGUGACUGCGCCGGCGUUGGCAAGUGAGCGAAAUAGUUACAUUGGGAGCAAGUACGGCGAUGCGGCGAGCGUGAGGAGUGGGUUGUUGGGUGCAGGCGGAGGAGGUGGACAUGGUCGAAAUGAUAGCAUGAGUGGCAGUAUUGGUCAGAGCAGGGAUAGAGAUCGAGAUAAGGAUAGGGAGAGAGACAGAGAAAGUGGGAUGGUCACGGCACCGACGAGUCCAUUGACCGAAGAGCCCGGGAUGGCCAGUCAGUAUGGUACUAAUACUGCUACUACGACUACAGCAACGCUGGGGGAAGUUAGUGAGAAAUUGAUGGACGAGAAGAAGACGAUAGAAGAGCGUUGA
Messenger RNA from Exophiala xenobiotica, 1275 nucleotides. RefSeq lists its product as uncharacterized. The transcript is spliced from 2 exons. The record is from RefSeq and is a predicted model, not a curated record. NCBI's taxonomy places the organism in Eukaryota, Fungi, Ascomycota, Eurotiomycetes, Chaetothyriales, Herpotrichiellaceae. The coding region runs from base 1 to 1275 and encodes 424 amino acids.